Messenger RNA from Lindgomyces ingoldianus, 1477 nucleotides. RefSeq lists its product as uncharacterized. The record is from RefSeq and is a predicted model, not a curated record. Bases 211 to 1299 code for a protein of 362 amino acids. The transcript is spliced from 4 exons. NCBI's taxonomy places the organism in Eukaryota, Fungi, Ascomycota, Dothideomycetes, Pleosporales, Lindgomycetaceae.
UACGUCUUUUGAUCACCCAGUUUGCGGUUCACAGCCCGCCUUUUCUCAGAUUCUUAUAUUCUAGCGCGCUCUGCGCUCGGCGGCAGUUGCCCACGUUCAGAUUGAAACAUAUUUGAACCUGCUCUUCUCCCGCCCGCUCUUUCCUCGCUUGUACGGAGAUCUUGGAAAAUAGAUUUUCGCCUUCGAGACAGUGUGAAUAUAGACUUCACCAUGUCGGCCAAGCCUAUUUUUGUGGCUACACAUCCUAGAGCCUGUUCCACGGCCUUCGAGCGGGUGUUUAUGACCCGCCGAGACACGCUUCAAUGCAUCCACGAACCGUUUGGCGAUGCCUAUUAUUUCGGUCCAGAACGACUGGCAGAGAGAUAUGAGGAUGAUGAGAAAGCUAGACUCGACAGUGGCUACUCUGAUAGCACUUACAAGACCAUCUUUGACAGAAUUGCGAAAGAGAACUCCCAGGGCAAGCGCGCCUUUAUUAAGGACAUGGCUCAAUAUUGGAUCCCACCCUCUGCCAGACCGGCCACUAUCGCACCAAGUCUUGUUAGCUACAAGCGUGGAGUGGGAACCGACCCCACCACUCUUCGAGAGGGUCCUCCCGCACCAGUCAAAUCUGAACCGCCCUACCCGUACAACACCAAGGGCGAACCGAACAAUCCCUCUGUUGUACCAGCGAAUCUCUUGGCCAACUUCCACUUUGCCUUCCUAAUCCGCCACCCACGCUCCAGCAUCCCGUCGUACUACCGUUGCACUGUCCCUCCACUUGACGAGAUCACGGGAUUCUACAACUUCAGGCCUGAUGAAGCUGGAUAUGAUGAACUUCGACGCCUGUUCGAUUACCUCCGCUCAGUGGGCCAGGUCGGUCCGCACUUCGCUGGGCAACCUGCCACUAAUGGUACUAAUGGCGUCAACGGAGUUAAUGGUGCUCACAAAGGAGUUGAAAUCUGUGUCGUCGACGCGGACGACCUCCUUGGAAACCCAUCUGGCAUCAUCGAAGCGUUCUGUCACAGCACGGGCAUCAAGUACGAGCCGGAGAUGCUGAAAUGGGACAGUGAUGAGGACCACAAAGUCGCCAAGGAGGCGUUCGAGAAAUGGAAGGGUUUCCAUGAGGAUGCCAUUAACAGCACUGAACUGAAAGCUAGAACGCACAAAAAGAUCGCCAAAAGCGAUGAACAGCUUUUCGCAGAAUGGACCGACAAAUUUGGCGAGGAGGGCGCUAAAGCCAUCCGUGAUACCGUUGAGGCCUGCGUCCCGGAUUAUGAGUACCUGAAGCAGUUUGCUAUUAAAGUGGCACCGCCUAAUUAAACGCAAAAUCCCUACCCGUGAGAUAUUCUAGCACUAUGAAACAGGUAACAAUAUCUUUGCCUGUCAAAAGCGGGUUUGGGCUGAUGUCAUGUUUCAUUGGUCCACGUUGGAUUCAGAGCUUUGACAGAUAUCAAAAUUGAUCGUUGGAGAUGGAUGUACCGUAGUGCUUUUUGCAGGC